UCGAGAUAGUGAAACAAGCAAACAAGUAUUUAUCAAGAGGUGAUAAGUAAAGUCGGGGUCAAUUCUGGAUUCUGGAACGAAGAUCAGAUCAGUACUUUCCUAUACUAAAAAAUACGUGUUCGUGUUGAACAGUGUGACACAGUGAUUUAUUUAGUUUGGUUGUCAAGAAAGGAAUCCUUGAAAAUUAAAAACAAUGGCUAACAUUGCAAGACUCUUCGCCGGUCGUGUUUGUAAUAUUCAAGCUGCGACAUGGAACCAAGUCCCACGUUUCUAUUCAUCAGCUGUCAGUCCAUUAGAAUACAUAAAAACCGAAGUAACUGGUGAAAAGAAAAAUGUUGCACUUAUCACUUUGAAUCGACCAAAAGCACUCAACGCACUAUGCAAUGGUUUAAUGACAGAAUUAAGCACAGCUCUGGCCAAUUACGAAAAGGAUUCAGCCAUUGCUGCAAUAAUCAUCACUGGAAGCGAAAAAGCAUUUGCAGCUGGUGCUGACAUUAAAGAAAUGCAAUCAAACACUUAUGCCGAUUGUAUCAUGGGUAACUUUCUUAGUGAUUGGACAAGUGUAGCAAAGUGUCAGAAGCCAAUCAUUGCUGCCGUAAAUGGUUAUGCUUUGGGUGGUGGAUGUGAAUUAGCCAUGAUGUGUGACAUCAUUUAUGCCGGUGAUAAGGCUCGAUUCGGUCAGCCAGAAAUUGCCUUGGGAACUAUUCCCGGAGCUGGAGGCACUCAACGUUUGACACGUGCCGUGGGUAAAUCCAAAGCUAUGGAAAUUUGUCUCACCGGUAACAUGAUUAACGCAGAAGAUGCUGAAAAAAUGGGUUUGGUCAGUAAGGUAGUGCCAGCUGAUCAAUUGCUAAAUGAAGCAGUUAAACUAGGCGAGAAAAUUGGAUCACAUUCGGGUUUGAUUGUGCAAUUGGCUAAGGAAGCUGUAAACACUGCAUAUGAAACUACUUUGCAAGAAGGAUUGAAAUUUGAGCGGAGGACUUUCCAUGCAACUUUCUCUACUGAAGAUCGUAAGGAGGGUAUGACUGCGUUUGUUGAGAAGCGACCAGCAAAAUUUAACAAUAAGUAAAAUGUUCUUUUUUUAAACAAGCAAAACCUAUUUCAAAGAAACCAGAUUUUUUGGCAUUUAUUAAAGACAACUGAUUUAUAUGAAUAAAAAUUAUAUCGAUUAUAAUAUAAAGUAAAUAAAUAAAGUAUAAUGUAUUUCGAUAAGAAAUUAUUUUAAAUAAUG
This is a messenger RNA of Eupeodes corollae, 1231 nucleotides long. It is a transcript of the gene Echs1, whose product is annotated as probable enoyl-CoA hydratase, mitochondrial. The transcript has 3 exons. Gene Ontology annotation, biological process: fatty acid beta-oxidation. The record is from RefSeq and is a predicted model, not a curated record. Gene Ontology annotation, cellular component: mitochondrion. Gene Ontology annotation, molecular function: enoyl-CoA hydratase activity. Bases 194 to 1069 code for a protein of 291 amino acids. NCBI's taxonomy places the organism in Eukaryota, Metazoa, Arthropoda, Insecta, Diptera, Syrphidae.